This is a messenger RNA of Racocetra fulgida, 485 nucleotides long. The record is from the annotation of a GenBank genome assembly. Lineage: Eukaryota; Fungi; Glomeromycota; Glomeromycetes; Diversisporales; Gigasporaceae.
AGCCUUUUUUAGUUGCUGAUAAGUUUAUGCAGGAGAUUGAAACGAUAACAACUAAUUAUAGUGAACCGGUACCAUAUUUAAAUUUUCAUAAGAAAAAUUUGACAAUUCUUGAACAAAAAAUUGCAUAUGGAAAAUUACACAGAAUGUAUAAAAAGGUACUUAAUAAAGCAUUAGAUAAUCAUUCUAAAUCGCAACAGCUCAUUAAAUUAUUGGAAGAAUUCAUUGAAGAAGCGGAUAAUAAUAAUCUAUCUGAUUCUAAAGAAAGCUCGCAAGGUGACAGUAUUAGUGAUAAAGAAAACUAUGACCCCGCAACAGAAAUUCAAGUACGAAACCCAAAGAAAUGUAAAGGUAAAGGUCGGCCACCAGGAACUAAAAGAUUUAAGUCUUCUCAUAAAAGCUCUAAAUCUGUAAUGAAAAAUCAACGUCGAUGCAAGAAGUGCGGAAAUGCUGGACAUUAUCAGAAAAAUUGUAAAGCAGAAAAAUAG